Molecule: messenger RNA, 2825 nt
Organism: Xenia sp. Carnegie-2017
Lineage: Eukaryota; Metazoa; Cnidaria; Anthozoa; Malacalcyonacea; Xeniidae
Exons: 1
Coding region: 697-2286 (529 amino acids)
Biological process (GO): G protein-coupled receptor signaling pathway; cell surface receptor signaling pathway
Cellular component (GO): membrane
Molecular function (GO): G protein-coupled receptor activity
Source: RefSeq, a predicted model, not a curated record
CCGCUAGCUAUUUUCAACCCUUCGACUGUACGUUUGGCGGUAUCUGCUUCUUUUACUAAUUCAUUUAACGCAUCACGAUGUCUUUCGAUUCUCCCGUGAUUAUCUGACGCAAGAAUUCUCUCAGUUUUCCCGCAAGUGAUCGUAAUAUGCUUGAGUUUUGCUUCAAGUGCUAGCUCCGCAGCUUCCUGCUUCGACAUGUUUCAAUACGAAUUCUUGUUCUUGAUCGAACUAUUUUCACUUAUCCCGUCGGAGGUGCCACGUUUUGUGAAUCUUGCCCGUCGCCCAGGCAAUAUUCCCUUUGAAUAUGUCGAAUAGAUGCAACAACUCAAGCUUUUGAAUAACGAAAUUUUUAUUCCCUGGCAAUGUUUAUCAAAAACGUAUAUCGCUCACUCACUCAGACUCUCUCUUCAACUCAUUUACAACAAAACAUCAAUCAAAAUUCUUUUAAGCCUAUUGGUUAACGAAAUUAAAACAACUAAGGAGAAUUUGUCUCUCUGUCAGUAGGACAUUCAAUUACCUCACUUAUUCCCAACAGCUAAUUGUGCAGGAUUUUAUGAUCCAUAUUUGGAAACUUGUCGUAAAGGAAAGAUCGUGACACUUAGCGAUAAAGAAAAUUUAGAUAUAUAUGAUGUUGCUGUUUGGCUUGAUUACGGCGAACUUGAGAAAAACGUAAGUUUAUACGUUGAUGAUAUUAUAAUGAUUAACGGCAGUUGUGGCGUUGCAAAGAUUUUCCAACUUAAUGCUUCUCAUGUUCAUGACGUGGAAUAUGAGCGCGAUUAUUCAUUAUACGAUGAACGCAGGUACAGAGUUUUUAGUUUCCAACUUGAGCUGACUCCUGAACAAUCUUUAGGUUUUGCAAGAUAUGACACUGCUAAAAAAUCCAAUCUCUUUAAUUCUUCAUUCCGUGCGAACAAGUCCAGUAUUUACACCAUCAAAAAACUUCUCUUUUUCACACAAGAUUUUAACGUGACAGUUACAGUUAGCAAAAAUUCACAUUUUUUAAAAGAAGGUACAACUUUUUCACUGACAGUAUUUAAGACAACCUCUCGUCGACUGGCGUGUAUUCGAAAGCAAUUCUAUCCUAAAGAUGCUUAUAAAACAACUGAAAAUGGUGCAUUCUACAUUAUCAACACAACAGGUAAAACGUAUCCAAAGAAAGAUGUGUUUGUCGAACCUGACAACCAUACAAUUUCCGUGUGUGAAGAGAUUGUACACUCGUCUUGUUAUGGAAGAAGAUUAAAUCUUUCUUCAGAAGAAUACGUAAAGUUUAAGAAUCUGAGUAUAUUUUAUAACCGAACACAAAAGAUAUAUGAUUUUGGUGAAUAUGAUAUGAGAAACGGUGAAAUCUUUAUUUGUAUUUCUGAUGGUUUCCAAAACAAGACCAGAAUCAUUAAUUGGACAGCUGAUUCUUCAACCACCGUCGGAGGAUACUUAACUUUCUUUGGCCUUAUUAUUUCAAUGGUUUCGUUAUUCCUGGUUAUCAUCACUCAUUUUUUAUUUCCUGAACUACGUAAUCUACCUGGUAAGAACGUCAUGAAUUUAUCGAUAUCGCUCUUUCUUGUUCAGUUGUUUUGGCUCCUACCAGACAUGGACAAUAACGUGUAUUGUCACGUGAUGGCUGCCCUAAAACAUUACUUAUUCCUCGUAUCAUUUGCCACCAUGGCAACGAUUGCGUGGGACACCCUUAAGACAUUCGCCAGCAAAACGGUAGCAAAGAGGCGCUCAAAAAGUGAAGAAAACAAGAAGUUCUUUAAACGUGUGGUAUUCACGUGGUCUCUUCCCGCUUUCUUUGUGAUCAUAUGUGUUGUGUUGGAUCGCACUGACAGUUACGCUGUUUAUGUUAAUGAGAUGAUGUGUUGGUUUGAUAACGAGCAUGCUCAAAAUUAUCUAUUUGUGCUUCCAGUUGGCAUCCUUCUGUUUUUCAACAUGACAGUUUUUUCCCUCACUGUAUACUUCAUUCAACGCACUCGUUCUGGUACCACAAUUCUACGUCAUGAUAAAAGACGAGAUCGCAAAAUGCUUUGGAUUUAUGUUAAAAUCUCGUCCUUAAUGGGCUUCACUUGGUUAUUUGGUUUUCUGUAUCUGGUCGUUGAUUCUCUUAUUUUAUCGUACCUGUUCAACAUCUUUGCUUCCCUACAAGGUGUUUAUAUUGCUGUCGCCUUUGUGAUGAAGAAAAGUAUCUGGCAGAAGUAUAAAGAACUGUUUCAUUGUGAAAAUAGGUUUAACAGAAGCAGUGACAACACAUCAUUACAGAAUGCAAGUGACACCACUCAAACAAGAGUUUGAGCUAAAUUAUUUUAUUGUGUUGUUUAGAUACAUGGUCAAUGUUGUGAUCAUUACUAUUGAUGACCUGACCGAUGAUCUUUAAGUAUCUGGCAUGAUAUUGAUUCUGCAUUCUGCAGUUUCAUGUACUUGUUGUAAAAUCUUUUUAUGAGAUCAACGUUAAUUAGUUUCAAAGUUUUGAGAACAUAGCAUUCAUAAGACGCUCAAUUGGACAAAAAAUUAUCCGUUCCUUACCUACCUCGUUUACCAUUUCUCCGCUACUCCGUGGGUUUUUAGCAAAUAUUUUGUUUUGAUAAGUUUCCUUUCUAAGUGAGAUUUUUUCAAGUAUUGGAAGCUUGAUAUGAUACAGUAGAAAGUAGCGUGGACUAGCCAUUAAAAUAUCACAAUCGCACGAGUCCUUAUCGUGUUAAGCGAGUCAAAGUCUAAUCUUAAGGCAGUUUUCAUGAGGAAAAUUGCAAUUAGAUUUACGAUAGUCAGCCUUUGUUAAGCACUGUAAAUGAAUACAACUUGUAAUGAAUGUUUAAAUAAAGUUUCGGUCUCAA